AACACUUUCCUGGUUUCUACUGACUCCGCUAAAAAGCUCUGAUUUAGGGUUUCUACCCCUUUUUUUUUAUUUAUUUAUUUUUCUACCUUCUUUACCAUAAUCGAUCCACUCAACCAAAUGAUCUGAUUUUUGCAAUUUCUUCGAUCUCCAUACCCUUUUAGCUUACUUGAUUUCUAGUUAAAAUCUUACAUGGGUUCAACAUCCUCAGUUUGACCAGGUGACCUGGCAUGCUGCAUUGCUGUGAGCAAGUUUUGGGUGUGUAUAGUUUAGCGCUGUUGGGUUUUGUUUUGUAAAACUCAAUGGUGCCAGAAGGCUAGUGGAACUAUGGGCUCUUUUUGGACUGUUACUCAACUUAAGGGUUCACUGUGGCAACGAUUUUUAUUACUCAUUAUUUGGCUAUCCAUUUUCCGAGAUGUUGUGGCGAUGCAGACUCUGCUUGAACCUAACCACAUUUCUUCCACAUCUGAGCUAGCGACUCCACCUAUUUCUGGGCUUUUUAAUCCCAUAGAAAUAUCACCUGCUGUCUUCCCACAUUACCCCUAUCCUAGUGAAUCUUUGCCACCUAUGUACCCAACUUUUCCCACCACAUAUGAACCAAAUUUAACUGGGAAAUGCCCUGUAAAUUUCUCUGCCAUGUCAAAUCUCAUGGAUAAGACAGCAUCUGAUUGCUCUGUACCUUUAGCAGCUCUUGUAGGAAAUGUAAUAUGUUGUCCACAGCUUGGCAGUUUACUCCACAUCUUCCAGGGUUAUUACAGCAUCAACUCUGAUAAGUUGGUUUUGGAGAAUUCAGUAGCUAAUGAUUGUUUUUCAGAUAUCAUUAGUAUCUUAGCCAGCAGAGGGGCCAAUACCACAAUACCUGCACUUUGUUCUGUAAAAUCAUCAAAUCUUACUGGUGGGUCUUGUCCAGUAAAGGAUGUUAUUAGCUUUGAGAAAAUAGUUAACACAAGCAAGUUGCUGGAAGCCUGUAGUGCUGUUGAUCCUCUUAAAGAAUGUUGUAGACCAAUUUGCCAACCUGCAGUUAUGGAAGCUGUUCUUCACAUUUCUGGAACACAGUUAACGAUCAAUGACAAUAAAGAAUUAGUGAGCAAUUCUAAUCAUAUUGAUGUUCUUAACGAUUGCAAAGGUGUGGUAUAUGCAUAUCUCUCUAAGAAACUCUCAGCAGAUGCUGCAAAUGCUGCAUUCCGAAUAUUAUCAGCCUGCAAAGUUAACAAGGUUUGCCCAUUGAAUUUCACGCAGCCAUCAGAGGUAAUUAAAGCAUGUCGCAAUGUAGCUGCUCCCAGUCCUUCCUGCUGUAGUUCACUGAAUACUUAUAUUGCUGGAAUACAAAAGCAAAUGCUAAUUACAAACAAGCAAGCCAUAAUCUGCGCAACAGUUUUUGGGUCUAUUCUUCGAAAAGGCGGGGUCAUGACAAAUGUAUAUGAGCUUUGUGACAUUGACCUGAAAGAUUUUAGCAUCCAAGCAUAUGGACAACAAGGGUGUCUACUCCGAAGCUUGCCUGCAGAUGUUGUAUUUGACAAUUCAACGGGGUUCAGCUUUACAUGUGACCUGAUUGACAACAUUGCAGCCCCAUGGCCAACAUCAUCCUCCAUGUCAUCCUUGUCUCUUUGCGCUCCAGAGAUGUCCUUGCCUGCCUUGCCGACAUCAGAGACUUUAAAAAAUCCUGGCAACCGUGGUGGUGGGUCGGAGUUUGUGGUUCCCAUUUUUUCAUUUUUUAUUUUCAGUACAUUGUUGUACUGAAAAAAUUAAUUGAGGGAUGAACCAGUUUGGAAUAGGUGCUUCUGGAAAUAGACCUUGUCUGGGAAUUUUACAUGUAUAUUUUGGGUAGCUUCCAUGUAUAGCAGUUUCUUCUUUCCGUUUUUCCUCAUCUUUUUUUGAGCUAUUUUUGUCCCUGCCUUUCUGUCUCUCCCCCUUUUUCUUCUCUCUAUAAUCUUGGCUGGUUUUGUUUUGAAACUUUGGAAAGACUUCUAUUUCUGAGGAAUUUUGUGUGGAUGUUUGGUUUGAUUUAUUCAAGUUUGAGUUUUUUA
This is a messenger RNA of Hevea brasiliensis (rubber tree), 2024 nucleotides long. RefSeq lists its product as uncharacterized. The transcript is spliced from 8 exons. The record is from RefSeq and is a predicted model, not a curated record. Bases 325 to 1737 code for a protein of 470 amino acids. Gene Ontology annotation, cellular component: plasma membrane. Lineage: Eukaryota; Viridiplantae; Streptophyta; Magnoliopsida; Malpighiales; Euphorbiaceae.